AUGGCCUUGAGAUAUCUGGCUCUUCUCGUAUUUGGCUUGGCAUGUGAGCCGCGGAGACUCAAAUUCAGUUUUGGUGACGUGUCAUACAGCAGCAAUGGUAUGAGCAACAGUCCGUUUGGCCAGAUAAACAACGUGGUAAAUCAGGCUCAAGGCCAGAUGGUGCAGCCUGGUCAAGUUCAGCAGCAAGGGUCGGGAUUUCAGAAGUUGAGUGAUGACCCUUUCAGCUCGUUCGGAUCAACCCCCAAGCAGCAGGAGGCGAAGGGCUUCGCUCUCACUCCAACGAACGGAGCAACAGUUCUUCAAGGCAUGAUUCACUCUUUCCUCGCGAAUCAACAGCUCCAGCAAGGUGAGCGCCAGUGUCUCAUUGAUGGCACCGGUGCAAUGGGGAGCCAGGCAGCGGCGGUGGCUCAGAACAUUGUCAUGAUUGGCGAGCAGGUUAUGAACGUGCAGAAUGUCGGGCAAGCGCCCGGAAUUCCUGGAAUGCCGGGAACGGCUGGUCAGGUUUCGACGCCGAAGGACGCAGCGAAGAGCAUGAUGGACGACACCGCUAACAUGUUCGACGACAUGUUCGGGGGUGGUGGUGGUGGCGACUCCGGGAACCAGGGUGCCCAACCUGCACCGAACCCGCUCAAUAUGUUCAAAGGCUUCGUGAACCAGGAGCAUGCGCCCGCACCUGCACCAGCGCCUGCGACAAACAUUGGUAGUGUGAAUGAUGCCAUGGCCAUCUUUGGGAUGGCACAGGGGCGACGGCUGCAAAUGGGAAUGGGAAUGGGCAUGGGCGGAAUGGGCGGAAUGGGCAUGCCGGGCAUGCCUGGAGCCGGUGGCGCCGGAGGAGGGACCAUGGACCCGAUGAUGAUGAUGGGGGGAGCAGCCAUGGCAGCGCAGUUGGCCAAGCAGGUGAAGGAGCUUGGUGGUCUGAGCCACAAGGUCAUGCAGAGAUGUCUGAAAGGCGAUGCUCAACAGCUCUUGCACACCGCUGCAGCACGCGCACAGAACCCUGCGUAUAUGCAAAAGGCUAUGGUGGCCAAUGGCCCAAAAGCCCUCGGCCACAUGGCAGAUGCAAUCACUGCGUACCAUGAUGGUAAGCCUGAUCUGUUCGGGACUGCAACUGGCACCGUGAUGCGAGAGUUUCUGCUCAGCGACCCUGACAGCAUCACGCCGGAGGUUCCUCUUCCACCGAAGGAGUCGCUGGCGAAUGUCACGGGUGGCUUCAUGGACGGUUUCUUCGGCCCUGGCAUGAGAGCUACCAUCAGAACGCCGGAGAAGCCAAAUGGCAUCAAGAUUGACCUGAACAAGUGCUUGGGCGACAAUGCUGGAACCUUUCAGAAUAUGGGCCACAUGAUGGGCCUCUACACGAAGGGGGGCAUGCCCCAGACGCAGGCGGAGAAGGAGAAGCUGGCUUCACUGAUCCCGUGGAUGGGAAUGCAGAUGAUGCAGGUGCAGAAGUCGUGCGACCUUAGCGCCGGCGACAUUCAGGCAAUCAAGGAUGCUGUUGCUGGCAUGGGCAAGGGUGUCGACUUCAACCUGCACAUUCCGCAGCCAUCAAACCCACUUGGCAAGUCCGAGGCCAUGAGGGACAUGGCCCAGACGGUGAGCGGCUACCAAAAGUUGAUCACGGACCCGUCUUCUGGCGUCAAAUUUGGGCAGGAGCUUGGCAACAUCGUCCAGAAAGUGGUCGAAACUGGCUUCAAUCAGAAGUACUACGUAGAUAGCGACGGCAACCUGAGACAGCGCCUCGUACAGCUUUCUUCGCAGGGUCAGCUCGCAGGUGCUCAGUCUCUGACCCCGGCACUUUUGGUUCUGGUUGUGGUGCUGCUGCUCCUAGUGCUCGUGGCAGUCAAGAGCCGACGGGCCUUUGCAGGAUGGAAAGAGCACCUCUGCCAGAUGGAAUGUACGGAGUCCGGCGUGACGGACAAGAUGAUCCCCCAUGACCUGGAUUUGGAGGCGAAUGACCAGGAGAUCAAGCCCAUCCUGGACGAGGCUUCUGCAACGCUAUCUGGGCGUCUAACGGGUGUGAUGAAAUCCUUGUGGCAUUUCGGGCACAGACAGACUAACCGCGGUUGA
Molecule: messenger RNA, 2064 nt
Organism: Symbiodinium sp. CCMP2592
Lineage: Eukaryota; Dinophyceae; Suessiales; Symbiodiniaceae
Source: the annotation of a GenBank genome assembly